This is a messenger RNA of Lotus japonicus, 1556 nucleotides long. Its product is annotated as delta-aminolevulinic acid dehydratase, chloroplastic. The coding region runs from base 99 to 1319 and encodes 406 amino acids. The transcript has 12 exons. The record is from RefSeq and is a predicted model, not a curated record. NCBI's taxonomy places the organism in Eukaryota, Viridiplantae, Streptophyta, Magnoliopsida, Fabales, Fabaceae. Gene Ontology annotation, cellular component: cytosol. Gene Ontology annotation, molecular function: porphobilinogen synthase activity; zinc ion binding. Gene Ontology annotation, biological process: heme biosynthetic process.
CCCUCAAACUCAUCACAUAUUCAACCCCUCCACCAACCUCUCUCUCUUCUCCCCCAUCAAACCAAAAACCUCUGCUUUCCAGUUGCUACUUCAAAUCCAUGGCUUCAACAAUCUCCAACGCCCCCUGCACGCUCAACACCCAAACCUACGUUGCUCUCAGACCACCGCACGGGACUCCAAACUUCGCUUCUCCCCGCCCUCCGCGCCUCUUCGCCGUCAGGGCCAGUGACUCCGAUUGUGAAGCCGCCGUAGUCGCCGGAAGAGUGCCGGAUGCCCCUCCUGUUCCGCCCAAGCCCGCCGCCCCAGCUGGAACCCCUGUGGUCCCUCCACUUCCACUUCACCGGCGUCCUCGUCGGAAUCGAAGGACACCGGCACUUCGAUCAGCUUUUCAGGAAACAACCAUUUCACCUGGGCAUUUUGUGUAUCCCUUAUUCAUACAUGAAGGUGAGGAAGACACACCAAUUGGGGCUAUGCCUGGAUGCUACAGGCUUGGUUGGAGACAUGGACUUGUGCAAGAGGUUGCAAAGGCACGAGAUGUUGGUGUUAAUAGUGUUGUCCUCUUCCCCAAAAUUCCAGAUGCUUUGAAGACUCCUACCGGAGAUGAAGCAUACAGUGAGAAUGGCUUAGUGCCUCGAGCAAUACGUUUGCUCAAGGAUAAGUACCCUGACCUUGUUAUCUAUACAGACGUUGCAUUAGAUCCUUAUUCAUCAGAUGGCCAUGAUGGCAUAGUUAGAGAAGAUGGAGUUAUUAUGAAUGACGAGACAGUUCAUCAGCUUUGUAAACAAGCUGUAGCCCAGGCCCGAGCUGGAGCAGAUGUUGUCAGUCCUAGUGAUAUGAUGGAUGGUCGGGUAGGAGCAAUAAGAGCGGCUCUUGAUGCUGAAGGCUUUCAGCAUGUUUCUAUAAUGUCAUAUACAGCAAAGUAUGCAAGUUCAUUUUAUGGCCCAUUUAGAGAAGCACUGGACUCAAACCCCCGGUUUGGAGACAAAAAGACUUAUCAGAUGAACCCAGCAAAUUACAGAGAGGCUCUGACAGAGAUGCGAGAAGAUGAAUCUGAAGGAGCUGAUAUUCUCUUGGUGAAGCCAGCUCUUCCUUAUUUGGAUGUCAUAAGGCUGCUCAGGGAUAAUUCUCCUUUGCCAAUUGCAGCAUACCAGGUUUCUGGUGAAUACUCGAUGAUCAAAGCUGGUGGUGCUCUUAAAAUGAUUGAUGAAGAAAAGGUUAUGAUGGAGUCACUAUUAUGCCUCCGUCGGGCUGGUGCUGAUGUCAUCCUUACUUAUUUUGCUCUUCAAGCGGCCAGAUCUUUGUGUGGAGAGAAGAGGUGAGAUUGUUCACAUAUUUAGGGCAUUGUUCAUUGUAGCAAGCCGAAGAGCUCAAAGAACUAGCCAGUCUGUAGGGUUUGAAAAUCAUACUUGUGAACCCUCAAAUUAAACUUGAUCCUUAUUUUCAUAUUUAUUUUUGAUACCUUAGAACAAUGAGGAUUGUAUUAAGAUUUCAAAUGAGAGCUUUGGGCCAUUUAAGCCCAUUUAGUGAAUAAAGAAUGUGACAUUGAAAAUAAAAAA